AUGGAUACUAUUUUACAACAAUGGAAAAUAUCAAGUGAUGAUAUACAAUUGAUAGAGUUGAUCGAAUCGAAAAGCAAUAGUAUGGUGUAUAGAGGGUUGGUCAGAGGUCAAGAAGCACUGAUAAAAAGAAUCGAUAUAGAGAGAGUCGAUGAUUCUCUGAUACUUCAAAUGAUAAACGAAGCAUACAUUCUAUCGACACUGAGGAAUCCAAACAUUGUACUGUUCAUGGGUCUAUGUCUGACGCAUCAGCAUCUACAGAUCAUAACAGAAUACAUGCCGAAAGGCUCAUUCAAACAACUGAUAAAACAACAGCAACAACAACAGGCAACCUCUGGCGGCACCGGUACCAAUCCACUGGAAGCAAAGCUGGUAUUGAAAAUUGCAAACGAUGUUGUUCUCGCAAUGAAUUGGCUGCAUCAUCAGCCGGAACCAAUCAUUCAUCUAAAUUUGAAACCAAACAAUAUAUUGCUGGGAAAUAGCUUCUCUGCAAAGCUGGCGGAUUUCCGGUUGUGUCGGCUAAAGACGAGUGAAAACACCGUUGGACAGGCCGGAUCAGGAGUUGCCUACAUGGCACCGGAAGUACUACUAAACAAACCAUUCGACGAACGAUGUGAUGUCUAUUCAUUUGGAAUCACGCUAUGGGAGAUGCUGGCCGGUAGAGAUCCAUACUCCGACAAUCAUUUCACGAGUUAUCCUCAGCUAAUCGAUGCCAUCACCGACAAGAACAUACGACCUCCACUUUUGACUUGGUUCCCACCUCGGCUGUGCGAAUUACUAAAUAACUGUUGGUCUGCAAAUCCUGCGGAUCGUCCUUCCUUCCAAUCGAUCAUUGAACACCGACUCAUCGAUAGAAUCAUCGUUGAUCUGUUGGUGCCGGUCGACUUGGUGGCACGCGAAUUCUGGGUGAACAACUUCCUCGGUAGAACAUCGGUCAACUGGGAGCUAUUCAUCCACAGAUUCGCUGUCUAUUUUGGCAUCGAUUUGAAUGUCUAUGCUCUGACAACGAGGAUCAUUACGAGCGAUCCUGGCUGCUAUGCAGUCAGCUACGUAGGAAAAGCCAAAGAGAUCAACAAUUGCAAGGUUCACUACCGACAUCCUGACGGCUACCAAUUCCCAGGCGGAUCCAACUACUAUCCAACCUUUGAGAAAAUACUACAAUCUCAUCCAAAAGGUGUAUUUAAAAUACCGAUAUUGGAAAGCAAAUUCAAUUUAAUAGAGAAUAUUCUACUGCAAACGGAAGGUCCGACAAUUUAUACACAACUUGCUCCUAAUAGAAAAGUUUAA
This is a messenger RNA of Heterostelium album PN500, 1284 nucleotides long. RefSeq lists its product as uncharacterized. Gene Ontology annotation, molecular function: ATP binding; protein kinase activity. Gene Ontology annotation, biological process: protein phosphorylation. The transcript is spliced from 2 exons. The record is from RefSeq and is a predicted model, not a curated record. Bases 1 to 1284 code for a protein of 427 amino acids. NCBI's taxonomy places the organism in Eukaryota, Evosea, Eumycetozoa, Acytosteliales, Acytosteliaceae.